AUGAAAACAUUAGCAAGACUCGUUCUGGGACUUGUCAUCUUGGAUGCUGCUGUGACUGCCCCAACUCUAGAAUCCAUCAACUAUGACUCAGAAACCUAUGAUGCCACCUUAGAAGACCUGGAUAAUCUAUACAACUAUGAAAACAUACCAAUGGGUCAAGCUGAGAUUGAAAUAGCGACAGCGAUACCUUCGGGGAACAGAGAGGUCCUCACCCCGCCACCACAGGCAAAGGAGGCUGAAGAGGAAGAGGAAGAGGAGUCCACCCCCAGGCUGAUUGAUGGCUCUUCUCCACAGGAGCCUGAAUUCCCUGGGGUUCUGGGCCCACACACCAAUGAAGACUUUCCAACCUGCCUUCUGUGUACUUGUAUAAGUACCACUGUAUACUGUGAUGACCAUGAACUUGAUGCUAUUCCUCCGCUGCCCAAGAACACUGCUUAUUUCUAUUCCCGCUUUAACAGAAUUAAAAAGAUCAACAGAAAUGAUUUUGCAAGCCUAAAUGAUCUAAGAAAGAUUGAUCUGACAUCAAAUUUAAUAUCUGAGAUUGAUGAAGAUGCAUUCAGAAAGCUGCCUCAACUCCGAGAGCUUGUCCUGCGUGACAACAAGAUAAGGCAGCUCCCAGAAUUGCCAACCACUUUAACAUUUAUUGACAUUAGCAACAAUAGACUUGGAAGGAAAGGAAUAAAGCAAGAAGCAUUUAAAGAUAUGGAUGAGCUCCAUCAUCUCUACCUCUCCGAUAACAACUUGGAACACAUUCCUCUGCCACUCCCAGAAAGUCUGCGGGCCCUUCACCUCCAGAAUAACAACAUUCUGGAGAUGCAUGAAGAUACCUUCUGCAAUGUUAAAAAUUUGACUUAUAUUCGUAAGGCACUAGAGGAUAUUCGAUUGGAUGGAAACCCUAUCAAUCUCAGCAAAACUCCUCAAGCCUACAUGUGCCUACCUCGUUUGCCUAUUGGGAAUCUUGUCUAA
This is a messenger RNA of Physeter macrocephalus (sperm whale), 966 nucleotides long. RefSeq names its product epiphycan (gene EPYC). The coding region runs from base 1 to 966 and encodes 321 amino acids. Gene Ontology annotation, molecular function: protein binding. The record is from RefSeq and is a predicted model, not a curated record. Lineage: Eukaryota; Metazoa; Chordata; Mammalia; Artiodactyla; Physeteridae. Gene Ontology annotation, cellular component: extracellular matrix. The transcript is spliced from 6 exons. Gene Ontology annotation, biological process: articular cartilage development; bone development.